Acanthocheilonema viteae is the source of this 7110-nucleotide messenger RNA. NCBI's taxonomy places the organism in Eukaryota, Metazoa, Nematoda, Chromadorea, Rhabditida, Onchocercidae. The record is from the annotation of a GenBank genome assembly.
AUGUCGUUGAUAAUACCGGAGAAGUUUCAACAUAUCCAUCGUGUUAUGAAUACGAACAUUGAUGGUAACAGAAAAGUACCAUUCGCACUCACUGCUAUUAAGGGUGUUGGUCGACGUUUUGCGUUUGUUGUUUGCCGAAAAGCUGAUAUUGAUAUUAAUCGACGUGCUGGUGAAUUGUCGGAAGAAGAUUUAGAGAAAUUGCAACAAGUGAUGCAAAAUCCUAGCCAAUAUAAAAUUCCGAAUUGGUUUUUGAAUAGGCAAAAGGAUGUCAAGGAUGGGAAGUAUUCUCAGAUGCUUUCUACAUCGCUUGAUAAUAAGCUUCGUGAAGAUUUGGAAAGACUGAAGAAAAUCCGUCUGCAUAGAGGACUUCGACAUUAUUGGGGACUUCGUGUGCGCGGUCAACACACUAAGACAACAGGUAGAAAAGGUCGCACUGUUGGUGUAUCAAAGAAGAAAGGCGCUCUCAACUCUUGUUUAUAUCCAUUGCAUUUGUUAUUGAAAAACCGCAAAAAUGGUGGAUCGUAUUGCAUGCACGAGAAAAGUGGUCGUCGUGGGGGAUUUGAUUUCUGUCGUGAUGAUUUGCGAGUUAGAUUUGUCGGGUUGGUCAUGGAUUCCUAUGAUGUGAUAGCAAAUCAGCCAGUUGUUAUCGAUAAUGGGUCUGGGGUAAUUAAAGCUGGAUUUGCUGGUGAUCAGACACCAAAAUGUCGUUUUGCUAAUUUUGUCGGGCGACCGAAGCAUACAAGAGUAAUGGCUGGUGCCCUCGAGGGCGACUUGUUCAUAGGUCCCAAAGCACAGGAGUAUCGAGGAUUGUUAGCGUUGAAAUACCCAAUGGAACAUGGUAUAGUGACAGAUUGGAAUGACAUGGAACGAAUAUGGCAGUAUAUUUACAGUAAAGAUCAGUUGCAGAUAUUUCCAGAAGAACAUCCAGUAUUGCUUACCGAAGCACCUUUGAAUCCACUUAAAAACCGAGAAAAAUCGGCUGAAAUAUUUUUCGAAACUUUUAAUGUACCUGCAUUGCAUAUUCAAGUUCAAGCUGUUCUUUCGCUUUAUUCAACGGGUCGUACAACAGGCGUUGUUCUGGAUUCAGGAGAUGGUGUAACACAUGUUGUGCCUAUCUUUGAGGGUUUUGCUAUACAACAUGGAAUUGAAAGAAUGGAUGUGGCAGGACGAGAUGUGACCAGAUAUCUUCGUCUAUUACUUCGCAAAGAAGGAGCUAACUUUCAUCGUUCAUCAGAAUUUGAAAUCGUCCGAGAAAUUAAAGAAAAAAUGUGUUACAUUGCGACAAAUGCUACAAAAGAAGAAAGUAAUGAAAGUGAGAAAGCAGCAUACAAGCUUUCCGAUGGAUCGACACUCGAAGUCGGACCAGCUAGAUUUCGUGCUACCGAAAUACUAUUUCGGCCUGAUAUUAUUGGCGAAGAAUGGCCAGGAAUCGCCAAUGCCCUCGAUUUGUCCAUAAGACGUUGUGAAAUAGAUCUGCGCAAAAAUUUAUAUAGCAAUAUUGUAUUAAGUGGCGGAUCGACUAUGUUCACUGGAUUUGGUGAUCGAUUGUUAGCUGAAAUGCGUCGAUUGGCACCGAAAGACGUAAAAAUUCGAAUAUCCGCACCGCAAGAGCGAUUGUAUAGUACCUGGAUAGGUGGUUCAAUCCUAGCCAGUCUUGAUACAUUUAAGAAAAUGAUUUCAGCAGGUGCUGAUAAGAAGCGUAAAAUAAAGCAUCGUAAACUGAAAGAUAACUAUAAAAGCUUUAAGAACAGGAAAGAGAAAAUUCAAGAUGUAAAACAGACAGGAAACGAACGAGAUGAAAACAAAAACAAGACCGUUCUACCAGGUAAAAUGACAAAUAAAAAAAUGUUAGCAUUACCUGCGACUGCUAAUUAUUCGGAAGAAGAAUUCGCUAGUAAACCCAAAGCAAAGCAUAGAAAAUCGAGAAUUAUGGCCGAUAAUUUCGUUAUGAAGAAAAUUGCAAUGAAUAAAACGGAUAGCAUUCAGGGAAAAUCAAGCGAUUCUUCCAGAAAGAGAGUGGAAGGAUCUGAAAAAAAAACAGAUUCAAGAAUUGAUAUGGCAACGAAAUCGGAAACUAAGAGUGUAAGAAAACUCACUAAAUGUUCCAAAAAUAGCCCAGUGAAAGAUUCAGCAGAGGUCAACAAAUUCAAAAAAGAAAAGAUAAAGAAAAAUAAAAGGUCAAAAAAGAAGCUAGCAAAGACUGCGGAGAAGUUUGUAGAAACUUCGGAGAAGAAUAAAGCAAAACAAACAAGUAUGAAAGAGAAGGAUGUAAAGAAAUCCGACAAAGAUUCAGAAAAUAUCAGUAAAUCAGAAAGGAAAAAGGAGAUGAAGAAAGUAAGUGGAAAAAAGAGUAAACAUUUUAAAGUUCCUGCUGAAUCUGUGAAAUCUUCGAGAAAGAUCAAGAUGAAGAAGCUAGCUCUAAAGAAAAAAGACAGAAGUAUAUGUGAGAAAGAACCGGAGGGGAUGAGAGAAUCGGAAAAAAUCAAAAUAAAAGAAAAACCUAAAAUUAAGAAAGGAAAAAGAAGAAGGUCUUCUGAAGAAGUUUAUGAAUCCGAAAAGAUUAGAGAUAAGAAUGAUGUGAAAAAGCACAGGACUACUUCGAAAAGUACAAGUAAGCAGUGCAAAAUGAAGAAGCGCAAAGCAAAGAAAGUAAAAAAAGCUAUCACAGUUUCCUUUCCGCUAUUAGCAACAGCUAUGCCAGUUACAGAAAACCAAAUAUCUGAUGACGAUAUUGAAGAAAUCGAUGAGAAAAUUGAUCCGAUUGAUGAGAAAAGAAAUGAGCAAGAACGAAUUGUAACGAUGAUGAAACAACCGUUAGAAAAGAUAGAAGAAGUUAAGCCUAAGCAGAAUGAUAUGAAAAGAGAUGAACUUUCCAGAGAUGCGAGAAAAAUUAUGCAUGUUUUUAUUCAGAAAAAAAAUAAAUUACAUGAUAUGACAAUGAAACCGAAUCAAAUACAAUAUGAAAUGAAUACGAUGAAAAAAACAAAUAGUGAUAUUACGCAAGGACCAGACAGUUCAACUAGUCCCACAAAAUCAGAAUCAUCAGAAGAACGGGAGGAUGAAAUGAAGAAGAAAGAAGUGAUAAAUGAAAACAGCCCAUCAAAUAUGACCUUUUCCGGAACAAGUAAUAAUGAUCAAGAUAGAAAUUUCAAAAUUACUGAUGAGAAGCUAGAGAGAAGAACUGAGUAUCAAGAGUCGGGACAAAUGAAAGAUAGCAGAAAAACGGAAAUGAACGCAUCUCCUACUAGCAUAAAUAUUGAUGUAGUACAGAAUGAUCAAAACAAGUCAAAAAACCGAUCAUAUAUUAAUGGACUUGCACAAAUUCGGACAAUUCUUGAAAUUUAUGGGAUGGAAAAAGAAAGAACAGAAGCGUUCAACAAAUUGUUGGACGAAGAUGUACCAAUGAGUGAAAAAGAAAUUGCUGAAAAUUUGACGAUAGCAGUUUGCGAUUUACCAAUGAAUGCAGAACUUCUUCGAAAAGUCCUCAAGAAAAUGCACCACAGCAAUUUGCUUAGCAAAAAGGAAUAUGAAAUGCUACAGACGAAUUUGGUACCUGAAGCGGUAAAUGAAAGUGUUACAAUUGCGCUACUUGUGCAGACUACUGCAAAGAUAUUCUUAGUUGUUAUGCAUCGACGAAAUGGAAAAAGUCCGCUCUUAGCCGUACAUGCAUUUCAACAAAACACGGCGUUUGCUUCACCCCAGAUACCCAUGAAUGAGAAGUUGAUUAUCAGCGAUUAUCGAAUAGUUAUUUACAGCACGAUGUUUCCGGCAUAUGCUCAAGAUUUUCCUUCACAUCAUAGUGCUCCAAUCGAUGAAGACAACGAUUUCAGUGGUCGUUUUGGUUCUUUUGCUUCAAGAUCAAAGAAAAAAAAUGGAAAUAAAGAACAACAGAGAAAUGAAUAUCAGGAAAGAAAAACAAAAGAAAAAACGAAACGAAGAAAAGAAUUUGAACGACAACAAAUGUUGUCGCAUCAUUCUAUCAAAAUGGUCGGUAUCAAUUCGGAUGAUGAAAGUGAUAUCGAAGUACCUAUGGACAUCGUAAGUACGAGACAAAAACGAAAAUUAAAACACUCGUCAAAAAGAAAAAAGAGGAAGAAACAACGCAGACGAUCCACUUCCUCAUCAUCUUCGUUUUCUGAAUCAUCCGAUUCAACGAGAGAUAGCGUUAGUUCAACUUCGAGCGAAAAUGAACAUAAUAGGCGACUUUCAGUUCCGCAAAUACUCUGUGCAAGUCAUCGAUGGAGUUUUAUGACGAAAUUCGAUCCAUCUAAUGCGAAAUCGUUCAUGACAAUGGAUUUAAAAGGGGAUCGUUCCAAUAUGCAUUACGAAUCUUUAUACAAGGGUGACGUAGCUCAAUAUGGAUUUACGUUGAAAAAAAUUCUUGGUGGUGACGAAAAUUUAGAAAGGCAAAUUUUAGAGCAAUUAUUUUUAAAUUUAAUUAUUUCGUCAUCACAUAACGUACUCAAUAAGGACAUGAAUUUUGAGUUACGCCACUUAAUCUUAUUUCUGAUGCUGUUAUUUUAUUUCGGUACUUCAGAAAAGAAGGAUAACUUUCAAAGAUACUUCAGCGAUAAAGUCAGAAAGGCGUGGAAAGAAGAACCAGAGCGAUUAUGGAGAAGAAAAGAAUUAAAGCCUUUUACAGAUUAUAUCGAGCUGUCCAGAUUUGCUCUAUCCGAGGAUGAUUUGAAAGACGACAGUGGAAAUUUGAGUCUAGAAAAGUGUAAUGCAGUUCAAGGCGGAAAAUCCUUGAUUGAGGCAACCCCAGAAGCAAGAAGUCGAAGGUAUAAUGCACAAUUAGGAAAUGAUCGAUACAAUAUUGAAUUGUGGUUGAAAUUUUUAGCAGUUCAGGAUGAAGUGUUUUUGGCUCAGGACAGUCUGGAAAGUCGUAAGAAGACAAGGAAUGAGCGUCUUACGAAUCGCGAGCUCUUAGAACGGAAAAUGAGCAUCCUGGACAAAGCAAUUUCACUUAAUUUCAAUUGUGUGAAGCUCAAAUUGGAACGUUUAAAAAUUGGGAUGCAUUUAUGGGAAGAGAAUGUCUUCAGUCGCGAAAUGAGAGAUGUGGAAUUCAAACAUGUCAACGAUCCAGAAAUGUGGAAAGGCAUACUUGAUCUUUUGGAGAGCGAUACAAGACGAUUUAAUCUCACUAAUCAGUGUACAAAAAUGAAAGUAUGUUUGGCAAAACUUGAUGAAAUACAUAGUGGUAAGUUAUUGUCACACAAGGCGCUGCCAAACACGGAACAGUUCAUGGCAUCAGUGAUCCUUCGUAAAAUACGUCUUUUGUUGAAAUGUGGACAUACUGAAAAGGCAAUUGCGACGGCUCAAGCUGUUUGUGAAUUUAACUUAUGCGUUCCGGAAUCAUUCGAAAGUGCGAAUUUAGAAGAUAAGCGAAAACUUUUCGAAACUUUCUGGGAUAGUGGAAUUGCACGUAUUGGAGAUGAAGACGCAGAAGGAUGGGCUAGAUCAAUGAAACACAUAAAGGAAGGAACAGUAAAAACAGACCAGUCAUUGUGCGAAGAGGAACAAUUGGAAUAUGAUAAAAAAGAGGAGGAAUUAUGUAAAAGAGUUGGCUCAAAUGGCUUGAAGUUAUCUUACCGUUUGGUCUGGAUAGAAAUAGAACGUUUACGCACGCAGUAUCAGUGGAGACCAAUUAGAGAUUUAGGCGCUACGUUCGAUGACAGGGAACGAGUCGUGACUUUUCAAGAUAUUGAGGAUGUAUUAUAUGUAUUUAGUCCUCCUGUUGCUUUCGAUCUUUUCUGCAGCAUUUUGGAAGAAUUUGGAGCAGUUAUAUAUGCUCGAGACUCAAUUUUAUCAGCGAACAUUAUGCAUGAGUUUUCCAUUUUUCCCGAUCUUUCUCUACACUUGAGAAAUUUUGCUAAAUCAGUGAACAGAUUUUUUGAAUUGGCUUCCAGUUACAUAGAAAAAGAACGGGAUUUACUGCUAUCAUCACAGCUUCUUACUUAUCUUAAUUUCCUUAAAAUGGACGGUGAGUUGAACGAAAAAAUGCGUUUGAAAAAAUUUCGAGACGAAGCAAAAAAUAUAUGCUAUAAGAACAAUAAUGUUAUUAAUACCUCACUGAUGGCAACGUAUGCAGAAAAGAUGUAUGAAUUGGGAGAAAAACAGGCAGCGAAAAUUUGUGCCACUAAAUUCCUCAUAACGAACAUGUGGAACGAAGUUGAAAUAGCACGGACAAUUUCGCUGCUUCGUAUGGCUAUUGUAUGUAUAUCUGCAACUGAUGACGAAACCGAGAAGCGACACCUCAUUGCGGGUUUCAUAUGUGAAGGGAAAUUUGUGACUGAUACGAUAACAGAUGCAAAAAAAAUUGAGAACCGAGUUAACAUUCGUCUUCAUGAUCUUUUGACAACUAAUUGCUUGAAAGAAACAUGGGAAGGUUCUGCAGUUGAUCUCGCGGCAUCAUUGACUCUUCUUUUUGCAUAUUAUUAUGCUGAUAAUAAUAAAAGAGUAUAUAAUUUAAAGAAAUGUUACACAACUCUAUCUGACAUCAUGAAGAAUAAUUCACAACGGAUAUUUACGAGAAAAUAUCUGGAGCUAUUGCGAAUGCACGUUACGAAUAAUCCAUGUGAGCCCCAACGUUUGCUAAUGGAAGCAUCUAUGAUGGCUCAUCAAAAAUUUCCGACAGAAAUAUCGUUUUUGAAGAUUUAUAUAGAUUGUUGUGCUGUAGGAACACGUGUUAUACAUUUGAGAAGAUUCCUAGAAAGUGAUGUAGAAGAUUGGCAUGCAAAUUACUGUCUUGCUUUUGGUUCUGUGUAUCUUGAAUUACUCCGACAUAGAAGAUUAUUAGAGGCGAAUGAUUUCCAAUCACCCGAAUUACAUCGCCUUAGAACAGUUAUGCAAAAGUCAAGCGAACGUAUCUGCCAUCGUGAUGAUGUUUUCUGGCGUUUAUUAUUGUUCAUUGAAAAUGAACGAAAAGAUACUCCACGUGCACGCGAGGUGUUCUAUUUGGCAUAUGCUGAAUGUCCAUGGUCUAAGGCACUCAUCAUGGAUUACAAAGAUGUUAAUGCUGGUGAGCAUGAAAAGUUGCUCGAUGCGUUGGUAGAAAAGAAACUGAGACUCCGGUGUGAACAUGAGGAAAUUGGUGUAUUGUUGCGAUAA